Molecule: messenger RNA, 577 nt
Organism: Drosophila obscura
Lineage: Eukaryota; Metazoa; Arthropoda; Insecta; Diptera; Drosophilidae
Exons: 1
Coding region: 87-530 (147 amino acids)
Biological process (GO): proteasome assembly
Source: RefSeq, a predicted model, not a curated record
UGGGUAUUUUUUUUAUGGUCAGACCGUAUACGAUAAAUCCGGCACUGUCAUCGUAAACAAAAUUUGUAUUUUUAUAUUUGCGUAAAAUGGAUGAACUUUGCUCAAAACCGAAACCGGCACAAGUUCCUCGAGAGGAAGUCAAACAAACAGGAUUCGAGAAACAGUUUUCAGUGCCUGUGAAUGGCGUACCCACGGAAAUCGUCUACCAUCGCUUCGGGCGCAAGCGGCUGCUGGUCAUCACGCAGCUGGGCAAGAUUGCCGGCACCUACAAUGUGAGCUUCGACAUUAGCAACAAUCCCACAAUGCUCAAGCCGGUGCACAGUCCAGAGUUCCACGUUUCGGUGCCAAUAACCAUCCACUGCUGUCUGGGAGCCAACACGGCCGAAAUCGACUGUGCCAUACAGUUCCUGGUGAACAACACCAAGCUCUGGGAAUCGCCAACGGAUUUCGUCAUUUGCCUGGGCCUGAAGGACAUCGAUGGCGACAGUCUGCGCGCCCUGGCCAAGGUGCUGAACGAGAUUGUCCUUUAGUAUUGUACAUACAAACAUUAUUAUAACCCAAUAAACGUCAUAGACCA